This is a messenger RNA of Xenia sp. Carnegie-2017, 531 nucleotides long. Its product is annotated as protein ANTAGONIST OF LIKE HETEROCHROMATIN PROTEIN 1-like. Lineage: Eukaryota; Metazoa; Cnidaria; Anthozoa; Malacalcyonacea; Xeniidae. The record is from RefSeq and is a predicted model, not a curated record. The transcript has a single exon. The coding region runs from base 1 to 531 and encodes 176 amino acids.
AUGAUGCGAAUGUCAUAUAAAGAUUUUAAAUACAUACUUCAAGAGAUUGCAUCGCUCAUUACUCCACAGAGAAUCAACGGAGGGCAAAGAGUAAUUUCCCCAGAAAGAUUAACAUUAACUUUAAGAUUCCUGGCCACAGGUGAAACAUUCCGAAGUAUGAGCUUCCAGUUCAGAGUAUGUGUGCCUGCAAUAUCAUACAUUAUUAAAGAAGUUGGCAAGGCCAUAAUUAAGCAUCUUGGACCAAAAUUUUUCAAAGUUCCCUCAACCAAUGAGCAAUGGCUUGAAAUAGCUUCUAAGUUUGAAGAAAGGUGGAACUAUCCAAAUUGUAUUGGAGCUAUAGAUGGGAAGCACAUUGUGAUGCAGCCACCUGCGAAUGUGGGCUCCUAUUACUACAACUAUAAGCAUACUCAUUCCAUUGUACUCAUGGCUAUAGCUGGACCUGAUUAUGAAUGCAUCUAUGCUGAUGUUGGAACAAAUGGAAGAGUUUCGGAUGGUGGAGUCUGUAAUGAUUGUGCCUCUUGUCUUUAUUAG